UGCUCGGAGAAGAUGAACCACAAGAAUUGGAGCGAUCGUGCAGAUCGGGAUUUAUUCUUUACGAUUUUGUCAGUUAAGCAAAUCGGAGUGAUAAGUGGGGCGGAAUGGCAAACAAUCGGCAGCCACAUGCGCACGCUAGGCUAUGGCUUCACCAAUGAAGGAUGUCGCCAACACUUCCAAGGCUUGCGGCGUGCCCAGAACAAAGCCGAAGCCAAUGACAAUGUCGAAAGUAGUCCCAGGAGAGCAGACCCGACAUUGAACCCCAUUACACGCAGGCCUGGACCCGGACGUGGACGUCCGCGAAGGUUGCCAGGACAGUCAGGAGAAACACCUACCGCUGGAGAGGCUCCCGUAACACCGACAACCCCGGCGUCUGCCCAAGACCAGCCAGACAUAAAAUAUCACGGCCAACCACAAGCAGACCCUCAGCUUCAAGUGCAAAUUGGGGAUACACAUCUGCAAAACUCUUCCCUUCGUCAUGCCCACCAGCAGCACGACUUACAUCAAAAUGAGCCUUCGCAGCAUUGUAAUCAACAGCAAGAGCAACAACAACAGCAACAGCACCACCAACCACAGUCACAACCCCAGCCCAUGGCAAUGAUGGUUCCUUUACAUACAGACGGCAUUGAUUUUGGCCCUCACGAUCCCGAUGAUGAUGACGAUGCCGGGCAUGAUAUAAAACGACAACGACAGGAAUCGCCCACUGAUCCCUCUCUGGAUGACGAGGCAGUACUCCAUGCUCUGGCUGCCGCCAACGGCACCGGACCUGUUGAUACUUAUUCUGAUGAAGCAAUGCCUAUGAAAUGGGAUGAUGGCGCUGUUGCCAUGUUGUGCGGCACGAUUGUUGCGAUCCUUGGCACUGAUGGCAUCACUCAGGAUCAAAAGGACGCAAUCGUACAGAGGAUGAAUUCCGCUGGCUACGACGUUGCCUGGAACGGUAUUAGAUUCGAGGAUAUCAAGGGACAUCUUUUUGAAGCCAUCUGGCGCGUCACUGCUCCGUCGUUUGGGCCGGAUCAGCAGAUGGCAGUAAUCAGCCAUCUCAAGGCCAAAGGCAUCGAGAUGACCUGGGACGCUGUGCGGUGGGACGACAAGUCCGACCGCGACCUGCUCAUUGCGGCCAUCACCGAGCUGACUCCAACUCCCGAGCAAAUGAAAAACAUCGUUCAGAGAUGCCACCAAGCUGGAUACACCUUUACCGUCUCAGCUGCAACACAACAUCUUCAGAAACUGAAGAAAAAGGACCCCAUGGGUCCUAGCGGACCCACGCCCUCCACCCCAAAGAGCAAGAAGACUGGCGCCUCUGCCGCGGGCUCCGGUGCCAAGUCCACCUCGAAGAGAGGUCGUAAACCUGCCAAGAACACCAGUUGGUAG
Molecule: messenger RNA, 1371 nt
Organism: Pyricularia pennisetigena
Lineage: Eukaryota; Fungi; Ascomycota; Sordariomycetes; Magnaporthales; Pyriculariaceae
Exons: 8
Coding region: 13-1371 (452 amino acids)
Source: RefSeq, a predicted model, not a curated record